AGUGCAUGCUGGGACAUUAAAUGAACCACAAUGGCGGUUAAGCAACAAGCACUUCAAGCUCUCUCACUGACAUUUUUAGUUUCAUCACUUUUUCUCCAAACUUGUCGGACUUUUGCUGAAGAACUGAAGUGGGAUGAGAAUGGCUACGUUUUGUACUGCCCGUGCAUGGGUCGCUUUGGAAACCAGGCAGACCACUUCCUGGGAUCUAUGGCCUUUGCAAAGAUGUUGAACCGAACCCUGGCAGUCCCUCCCUGGAUAGUGUACCGUCACCACACUCCCCCUUACACUAAUGUCCAUGUUCCCUACAGGGAGUUCUUCCAGUUAGAAGCCUUGUCUGCCUACCACCGUGUGGUCAGUUUGGAGGACUUCAUGGAGAAGCUGGCUCCCAAAUACUGGCCUUCAGGACAGAGGAAUGCCUACUGCUUUGAGACUGCUGCACAGCGGAGUGCAGACAAGAAAUCCUGCCCUAUGAAGGAUGGGAACCCAUUUGGUCCAUUCUGGGAGUAUGUCGGUGUGGAAUUUGACAAAUCUGUCUUGUUUGGUGGUAUUUCUUUUAGUGCCUACCACCAACCUCAGUGGAUGAAAAAGUUCCCUCCCUCUGAGCACCCUGUCCUGGCACUGCCUGGGGCCCCUGCACAGUUCCCUGUGAUUGAGGAGCAUGUGGGUCUACAACGCUAUGUGGUGUGGUCAGACAAGAUGGUGAAGGAGGGAGAGGAGCACAUUGCUGCCUUGCUGACCAGGCCAUAUGUUGGCGUUCACCUGAGGAUUGGCAUCGACUGGCAAAAUGCAUGUAAAAUGCUGAAGAGUGGCGACACAGGGCCUCACUUCAUGGCCUCUCCACAGUGUGUCGGCUACAACCGCCAGACAGCCCUGCCUCUCACCAUGACCAUGUGCCUUCCUGACCUGGCGGAGAUUCGCAGGGCCGUCAAGCUGUGGGUGAAGAAGGCCUCUGCCCGCUCUGUCUACAUCGCCACUGACUCAGAAUCCCACAGCAGAGAUAUUGAAAAGCUCUUCAAGGGCAAGGUGAAAGUGGUGAGUCUCCAGCCAGACUCGGCCCAGUUGGACCUAUACAUCUUAGGCCGUGCUGACCACUUCAUCGGCAACUGUGUCUCGUCCUUUUCUGCCUUUGUGAAGAGGGAGCGGGAUGUGCAUGGCCUUCCAUCCUCCUUUUUUGGCAUGGACAAGCCUGGGAAAUUAAAUCAUAAAGAAGAACUCUGAGAACAAGUGUCACAUGGUCACCCUCUGGACCUCUAAUGCUGGAUGACUGUCGUGUGGAGGCGAGAGAGCAUGUGGAAAGCACAGAAUAUUUAUGUAUUACAUGAUGGUUCUCAAUGAGUGAAGACAGAACCUGAGGCAGAGAUAGGUUUAAUUUUAUUUUGGGUUUUAAUCUACGAGAACUGAGGAAGGGCUUAUAAGAUGGAAUGUAACAGGUUGGUAGUAUUAAUGUUUGUGAAAUGUUAUGACAUGCUGCUGCUACCAAGAAACACUUAUUUUUUUUGUCUUUUCCCUGCUUGAAAAUCCAGUAUCUGUAUGUUCCCUCUCAAGAUUUGGUUUAUACCUGCUUUUGUUCACUAUAGUAAAGCAAGUUUUUCUCUCCAUCAGGGAAACACACAGUUUCCCUUACAUUUCCUUCAGCUACAAUUGUGUUCUGUAGCUGCAAACAUGUUUUGCAAUCCAGACAUAUUAACAGGACCUCUGAUGACCUCAGUGAACUCUGGAAAAGACUGACUGCAGUGUCAGCACUCAUGUUCUCAGUCUCUCUUUUGCCCUCUUCCUCUUCUCUUUCUCUCCUUACCUUUCCAUCCCUCCAUCUCUUUGCAGCUUGCUCCUUCCUUUCCUCUCUGCCCUCCAUUCCAAGGAGAGCACAGUAACUGAUCCUCCUGUACAUACUAAUUAUAGGGAGGGAAAUGGAGACAGUCUUUCCACCUCUCAAUUUACCAGGACCAAAAACUGAUGAAAUGUGUGGAGCCCUGGUCUGACUGGUAUGUGAACAGUGUUGUUAUUCAGUGAAUGUGAACAAAUGUUUUAGUGAGACAAGUUGAUUUGCACUGGUUGAAUUGGUUAAAUGUGAGUGGUAAUGUGGUGCAAGCUAACUGUGUUCCUCAGUGUGAAAGCAGUGGUUUUGAAGUCAGAUGUUUUCUAUAAUGUUUUUCACCAAUAAAGAUAUGCACACUAGUUUUCAAAGAACUAACA
Messenger RNA from Lates calcarifer (barramundi perch), 2193 nucleotides. RefSeq names its product protein O-fucosyltransferase 1 (gene pofut1). Gene Ontology annotation, molecular function: peptide-O-fucosyltransferase activity. Gene Ontology annotation, cellular component: endoplasmic reticulum. Lineage: Eukaryota; Metazoa; Chordata; Actinopteri; Centropomidae. The record is from RefSeq and is a predicted model, not a curated record. The coding region runs from base 31 to 1218 and encodes 395 amino acids. The transcript has 7 exons. Gene Ontology annotation, biological process: regulation of Notch signaling pathway; protein O-linked glycosylation via fucose; Notch signaling pathway.